Pocillopora damicornis (cauliflower coral) is the source of this 1191-nucleotide messenger RNA. RefSeq lists its product as uncharacterized. Lineage: Eukaryota; Metazoa; Cnidaria; Anthozoa; Scleractinia; Pocilloporidae. The record is from RefSeq and is a predicted model, not a curated record.
UUCCGACAACGGUUCACUUCAGAAUUUGUUUAUGAUCACGUAACGUCAAUGCGAACAAAUUUUGGCCAUAAAAUUUUUCCAAGAAGGAAAGAACACAAGGACAAUACAUUUCUGUUAACUAUUAGCCUCAAGUCAUGUCUGAGACAAGUCCGAGUCGACGAUCGAGACUUCUACAGGUUCUUCGGAAGCCAAAAUUCUUAAAAGGACUUCACAUCUUGGCAAUAGUUCUCGGUUUUCUAUGCAUUGGCGGCUGUUUUGUGCUUGCAAGUCUCACGUACAUUUUAUUUGGAGACUGUAAUGGCUGUGAGAUGGGAUCAGACGAUAAAGCUAUGGUAAAAGUGUUGAGGAUUCUGGCUACCGCUUCUUUCCUAUUAGGAAUUCUCUCAAUUGCUUUGUCACUGUGCUGUAAAGGAACAUCUAGUAACAGUCUUACUCCUCAAGUUGUGGUUUCGCAGAUACCCGAAGCAGAUUUAGAGAAAUCGCCCGCUCCUGUGAUAGCUUAUAAUCACAUUCCUCAUCGGCAAGCGUUUGAUGCCGAAGAUUCGGCGAUGAGUUACAAUUUGACUGAAUUUGUAGCAAAUGCGGAUAAUAUAGACGAACAAGGUGCGUAUAAUUCAGCAAAUGCGGGAUUUUGGACGGAAGAAAUUGAUGGACCUGUUACACCGCCGCCAACUUACGAGGAAGCUCUUGUUAUGAAAUGGCCGGUUGUAACUGUUAAGGAAAACAGUUCACAGAACUCAGAGGAAACGGUCUCUUUCAACACGGGAUUGUAGAGGAAAAAAAUAUUCAAAUUUACAGACAUGAGAGAACAAAAGCUCGCAAACCAAAGCUCAUUAAUCUCAACACAUUGACAGUUUGAUAAAGGUUACUCACGAUGGUUUCACGCGAUAAAUAUAAUUGUUCCCUUUGUCAUCUAUUUUUUUGUGUUCUUUGUAAAUAUUAUAACUCUAUUUAAUUAUCAUCUAACAGUCGAUGUUAAAAUACCGCGUGAAUUUCUUGUACAGUUUGAAAAUGUAAUUAUUUUUGUUAAGGUCGCAAUUUGCUUCGUUCACACACAUACAAAAAUGUAUAUAUACAUAUUACCUCACACUAUUGCGUGGCUAAUAUCAUGCUUUUGAUAUUGUGUAUACAUACUUAGUAUGAAUCGCGAAAAUUGUUCAACAAAGAAAUAAAUGUUUUAUAAUAAUUCGA